GAUUAGAAAUCAACAGCAUAUAAUUUCCCAUCAUAUAAGGCUUGAGUCUUGUACUUCCAUUAAGCUCCAGUACAAUCAGAUUAUGCUGCAGAACAAAGAUCCAAAGCACAUCAGUAUAUCAAACUCUGAAUGGCUUGAAAAAAACCUGAGAUUUUGAAUUGGCAUAGUUAAAGUCCACACUGGAACAGGCCGUUUGGACUCAAACCCCCCAGUGUGGUGGAAAGAAAACAGUUCUGCAAAGAAGUGGGCCAAAAUUCCUCCGCAGAUAUAAAAAACCUAUUGUCAUUUAUUUUGAUUGCUUGAUAGAAGUUGCAUAUUGUAUUUACUCAGGUUAUUUUUUUUCUGAAAGGAAAAUUGAUUUGAUCUGAAACACUGAGGUGUGACAAUAAGACAAAAACAUCAGAAAACAAUAUGGGCUCAAAUUCCUUUUUUAGUAACACCUAAAUAAGAAGCGUUGUUUGUCGGUUGUCUGUUCCAGAUGAGAUGGAGGAAAAACAUUGUUAAAGUCAUUGAAAUUAAUGGUGCAAUAAUUGCAGUUUUCUGGCCAAUCACCGAUUAUGAUCUUUAAAAAGCCGGACACUGUCAGGUGUCAUAAGGUCAUAACACACCUUCAAUGUUCCCAUCUUGUGUUUUUAACAGUUGUGAACCACACACGUGCAUACAUGACUUGGUGGGUGGGUCUGUCAGUCAGCCCUCUCUCACAGAUGACCAAAAAGGACCAGUGCGUGAUUUUCAGACCUUUGCGGAGGUAGAUAACAUUGGUGGAUAAGAUCGGUUUCACAUUUCCAGGUUCUUCUGGUGUAGUAGGAAGAACUGGUGAUGGGGUACAGGAUAAUCCACGGGGUCCUUUGGCCUGUUAGGCUCACACUGCCACUGAUGUUCAUCUUUGCCGUCUUGCUGGUGGCGGUUUGUGCUGAGGGCUCAGACUACUACGAGCUGCUGGGGGUCAGCAGGGAAGCAACAACAAGAGAGAUCCGACAGGCGUUUAAGAAGCUGGCGCUCACCAUGCAUCCUGACAAAAACCCUGGUGACUCCUCAGCUCACGACAAGUUCCUGAAGGUGAAUCGGGCUUAUGAAGUGCUGAAAGAUGAAGACCUGAGAAAGAAAUACGAUAAGUACGGAGAAAAGGGAUUGGACGAGCAGCAGGGAGGCCGCUACGAGAGCUGGAACUACUACCGCUACGACUUUGGUAUCUAUGAUGACGAUUUGGAGAUCAUCACUCUGGACAGUGGAGACUUUGAAGCAGCAGUGAACUCUGGAGAAAUCUGGUUUGUCAACUUCUAUUUCCCACGAUGCUCGCACUGCCACCAGCUAGCUCCAACGUGGAGGGAGUUUGCCAAGGAGAUGGAUGGAGUUAUCCGGAUAGGGGCAGUGAAUUGUGGAGACAACAACCAUCUGUGCAGGAGGAAAGGCAUCAACAGCUACCCCAGCCUGUAUAUAUAUAAAGCAGGACAGAAGCCGGAGAAGUUCACUGGGGAGAGGAAUAAAGACAACCUGGUCCGCUUCUCCAUGCAGUUCAUCACCACAGCUGUUACUGAGCUGUGGCAGGGCAACGUGUUCACAGAGAUAGAGAAUGCAUUCUCCUCAGGACUUGGCUGGCUUAUCACCUUCUGCUCCGAUACCGGAGAUUGUUUGGAGCCUAGAACACGACAGAAGCUUGCUGGAAUGUUGGAUGGUCUAGUUAAGGUGGGAUGGAUGGACUGCACCGUACAGCAGCAGCUCUGUGACAGUUUCCAGGUGACAAGUGGAGCAACUGCUUUGUUCCCUCCUGGAAGUGCUCUGGAUAAACAAGGCAGCAUACUGUGGCUGAAGACUCUGGACAGCAGAGAGAUUUACAAUCAGGUCACCGAUCAUCUGCCUGAUCUGGAAUUGCUGACAAGUGACAGUUUCAAGAAGAAACUGGCCCAUCAUCGCUGGUUGAUCAGUUUUACAUUCAGCCACAGAUCGGCCUCCAGCGAGUACAAGAAGCUUCAAGCGUUUCUACGAAUUGAUCACAUACAGGUCGGCAGAGUAGACUGCUUGGCAGACUCUGAGCUUUGUCAGUCUCUGUACAUCCAUAAAUCCUGCGUAGCCGUGUUCAAAGGACUGGGAAUCCAUGACUUUGAGAUCCACCACGGUAAAGACGUGUUGUACAACAUUGUGGGUUUUGCGAGGGAUAGUGUUCGCGCUCAUGUGACAACACUCAGGCCAGACAACUUCCCCUCCAACAGGAAGGAGCCCUGGCUUGUUGACUUCUUUGCUCCGUGGUGUCCUCCAUGUCGAGCCCUACUUCCUGAACUGAGAAAAGCUUCCAUCCAGCUGGCUGGACAGAUGAGGUUUGGUACUUUGGACUGUACCAUCCACCACGACUUGUGCUCCACGUAUAAUAUUCAAGCAUAUCCCACCACGGUGGUCUUUAACGGAUCCUCUGUGCACGAAUAUGAAGGACAUCACUCAGCUGACGGCAUCCUGGAGUUCAUACAGGAUCUGGUCAACCCAUCUGUGGUGGUUCUUGAUGCCUCCAGCUUCAAAGAAAAAGUUAAAGGCAGAGCUGAAGGCCAGACUUGGGCGGUGGACUUCUACGCUCCUUGGUGUGGUCCCUGUCAGGCCAUGAUGCCGGAGUGGAGACGCAUGGCUCGGAUGGUUUCGGGUCAGAUACUGGUGGGUUCAGUCGACUGUCAGCGCUUUCAGACGUUCUGCCAGAGUCAGGGUGUGAGGGCGUACCCUGAGGUUCGCCUGUAUUCUGGGAACAGCCGGCAGUCUGACCGCUACACGAUUUACAAUGGCUGGCACAGAGAUGCACAUUCACUCAGAGCAUGGGCACUCAGUUCUUUGCCCACAGCCUCGGUGGAUCUGACUCCAGAGACCUUCAAAUCCCAGGUUCUUUCAGGUCGGGAUCACUGGGUUCUGGAUUUUUAUGCCCCCUGGUGUGGACCUUGUCAGCACUUCGCCCCAGAGUUUGAGAUCCUGGCUCGGAUGCUUAAGGGAGAGGUCCGAGCAGGGAAGGUGGACUGCCAGGCUCAUUAUCAGUUGUGUCAGUCGGCUGGAAUCACCGCCUACCCAACAGUGAGAUUUUACCCGUACCGGGGAACAAAGAGGUAUGAACACAGCGGAGAGCACAUUAACAGCCGUGAUGCGAACACGAUCGCUGACAUCAUCAGACGCCGGAUAGAACAGCAGUCAUCACGGUUACACAACACACCAAAGGAUGAGCUCUGACAGAGGAGAAUGCUACAUGGAAGACCAACAACCGGAUUGGUCAGAGUGGGGAAUGUAUUUGGAUUUGACUGGUUCAGCAAGGCGAUCAUUGAGUCGGCACCUUUGGAGUUGAGGACAGAUGUGUCGGAGACAUGCUCCGACUGUUACCUGCUGCAGUCUUCAAUGAGCUGAACUCUUUAGCCUUAAUUUUAUCUGCUUUGGUUUUGUCUCCGAUGUUUGUAUUUACUCUAUGAAGUAAACCUGUGAGACAUUAUGGGAUAUUCUAAUGUUACGGAAACAGUUGCACACACAACCAAAUGCUGACACACUACUGUAUUUUAGUGCUCCUGAGGGAAGAUUUUCACAAUACAACUUUCUGUUAAAAAUGUUUCAACAUCGGGUUUACAGCCAUAUCUGUGGUUUUUAUUGUUUGUUUAAAAAUUGGAACUUUUUUUUGCAUAAAAAAGCCAGACUAAAAUGUGCACCGUUGCUAUUUUUCUAUGUUGUUUUAUGCGAUCUUGAGUGUACUGGCUCCAUUGUUUUGAUGGAGAAAAAAGUUCUGAAUGACGGCUUGUUAAAAAAGGAAACGAUAACCCAAAUUGAUGAUUAUUCUAGAAUAGUAAAUAAAUAAAAAUACAAUUUGAUACUAAUAAAACAUUAUUGUUUUCUAAUUUUA
Girardinichthys multiradiatus is the source of this 3853-nucleotide messenger RNA. It is a transcript of the gene dnajc10, whose product is annotated as DnaJ (Hsp40) homolog, subfamily C, member 10. Bases 820 to 3198 code for a protein of 792 amino acids. Lineage: Eukaryota; Metazoa; Chordata; Actinopteri; Cyprinodontiformes; Goodeidae. The transcript has 25 exons. The record is from RefSeq and is a predicted model, not a curated record.